This is a messenger RNA of Penicillium samsonianum, 687 nucleotides long. RefSeq lists its product as uncharacterized. Gene Ontology annotation, molecular function: oligopeptide transmembrane transporter activity. The record is from RefSeq and is a predicted model, not a curated record. Lineage: Eukaryota; Fungi; Ascomycota; Eurotiomycetes; Eurotiales; Aspergillaceae. The transcript is spliced from 3 exons. The coding region runs from base 1 to 687 and encodes 228 amino acids. Gene Ontology annotation, biological process: transmembrane transport.
AUGGAAACCAACAAGAACAAAGACAUCAAUCUCCUGGAGAAAUCCAUUCGGGAAAAGGAAGUCCAGGAUAGAAACAAUACUGAUUCCGAUGCAGAUUCACAGACUGAAAUCUUGCGGGCUGCUGGUAUAGGCAUAGCCAAAGAUGAUCCUACUGAGCCCGUUCUCACUCUACGUAUGUGGGUGCUAGGAAUUGCCUUUUGCGUGGUCGUUAGCGGGCUGAACACACUUUACACCCUCCGUACACCUUCUUUGACAAUUUCGGGCUCGGUGGUACUCUUGUUGGCUUACCUCCUGGGAAAGCUUUGGGAGAAAGUCAUCCCGAACUGGACCAUUCCGCUAGGGCGAUUGGCAUUUAAUAUCAACCCGGGUCCUUUUAAUACAAAGGCAAGUUUUCUGGCAAAAGCCACAGAGCAUGUUUUGAUCUUUAUAAUGUCCAACCUCAGUAUUUACGUUCGUCUCGGCGCCGAUGUCCUGACAGAGCAGCAAAUGUUUUACGGCUACAAGGCAGGAUGGGGAUUCCAAAUUCUCAUUACUUUUUCCACAUUCCUCAUCGGGUUCUGUCUUGCUGGACUAUUCCGGGCGAUUGUGGUCGUUCCCCAAGAGCUGAUCUGGCCUGGAGUUCUGGGUGUUACUGCGUUGACCACAACCCUCCACCAUGUCAACCAGGAACAAGUGCAGGUGCGGUAA